AGUCAGGGCUGGGAAGAUCUGACAGAACCUGGAGAAGCUUCACGAAGACCCGGCCGGAAACCGUGGUAGCCAUAGAGACGCUAUCGGAAGUUGGGGUUGCUAGGAAGCCUGGGCGCGUCCCCCAAGCUGCGUCAUGGCCGAUGUCCCUGAAGGUUACUAUUCCGAUCCGUAUGGCGCUGAAGACCUGGAGCAGGAGGCUCCUGAGCUGUCUGAGUCUCGUAAGUUGGCUGAAGAUGCGCAACCAGAACCCAAGGCAGAGGCUGCAGACGCGGAGCAGCACGUGGAGGCCGAGCAAGAGCCACAGCCAGAGAUGGGGGGAGAGGACUUCAAAGAGGGGGCGCAAGAGGGUGCUGAGAAUGGACACCCCCACCUCAUGCCACACGAGCUGUCAGAAUACGAGAUUCCUGAGGAGUCAGAGGUAGACCUUUCUAGAGAGACAGAACCCCAAGAGGUACAGUUGGAGGGGUUCGUGGAGAUGGGAGAAGAGCUUCUCCAGGAUUUGGAGGUCUUUGAGGUUGAAAACCAUGAGCCAGAUCUAGAGCUCCCAAAGGAAACCGAGUCUGAGGUUCCAGGGGCCACAAUCAGUGAGACAAGAUCAGAGUUACAAGAGAACAUUCUGAAGGAAUCACCCAGAGAGCAAGGUGGAGAGAUAGAGCUACCAUCUACAGACUUGACCAAACCAAAAUUUCCAAGUGAGAAACCAAGAAACUCGAUUAAAGAGGCAGAAAUACAGCCGCCAGAGAUGACCCCACUAGAGAUUCCAGAGAUGACACAAAGGAAGUCACUUGAUGAGAAAAGGACAGAGCCAUCUGAGCAGGUCAAACCAGAGCUUCCAGAGGAGACACAAAGAAAAUCAGCUGAAGAGAUAGGAAAAGAACCAUCUGAGCAGACUAAAUCAGAGUUUCCAGACCAGACACCAAGUAAGUCUCCUGAGGAAACACAAAGAAAGUCAGCUGAGGAGAAAGUUCCAGAGACACUGGAAGAGAUCAAAUCAGAGUUUCAGGAGGAAAAAUCAAGAAAGCCAAGUGAAGAAAGAGGUGUUGAGCCAUCAGAAAUGACGAAACCAGUUCAAGAGGAGACACAAAGAAAGUCAAGUGCAGAGAAAGUUCUAGAGCCACCAGAGGACUCUAAACCAGCACAUCAAAAGGAUAAACCAAGAAAAUCAACUGAGGAGACAGGAGUAGCACAACCACAGAAGGCCACAUCAGGGGAGACACUAAGAACAUCAGAAUCAAUUGAGAAAAGAAGUCAAGUACCACCACAGAAGACUGAACCAGAGGUUCAAGAAAAGACACAAACAGAGCCAAUUGAAGAGAAAGAUCUAGAGUUAACAGAUGAAGAGAAAGGACUACAUAGAAAAGACACACAUGUAGAAUUUGUCAAAGAAUAUGAGGCAGAAUCAAUCCAAAGCAAUUACUCGAGAGGGGUAGUGGUAGAUUAUGACUCCUAUCAAAGGAGAAAGUUCCAUAAAAGAGGGAAAAAAGGGUCUCUCUCAGCUAGCGAAGCAGACUCUACAAGUACUGACUACGGUUUUUAUAAAACAUUCCAAAAUGCGUAUGAGAAUGUUUAUGACAGUGAGUAUGACUAUUCCCUGGUAGAUCACUAUGAUUUUCAAGAGUCCACUACUGAAAAUGGAAGUGUGGAUUUAUCUUCAAAGUUGGAGGAUCUGGUACCUAGAGAUAAAAAAAGACAGUCAAGAAGUAGUUUUGGGGUACAGCAAUUUGAUUAUCUUACAUGGAGUCCAGAGAAAGUUGCAGAGUGGAUUAGCAAGCUAGGCUUCCCUCAAUACAAGGAGUGUUUUACCACAAAUUUCAUCAGUGGCCGGAAACUCAUCCAUGUAAACUGCUCAAACCUCCCUCAAAUUGGGAUAACAGAUUUUGAGGAUAUGAAGGUAAUUUCUCAGCAUACCCGGGAGCUACUGGGAAUUGAAGAACCAUCAUUCAGUCGCUCCAUCAGCCUUCCCUACAGGGACACUAUCGGCUUAUUUUUAGAGCAAAAAAGUCAUAGUGGGGUCAAAUCUGAUUCUUUGACCUUCUCUGAAUAUGUGGAAGCAGCAGGGUUACAGGAUUAUGCUCCUCAAAUAACUGACCCUGAACCAUUCCACUGAACUUGAACUGUCAAACUAAAUUAUUCUGGGGAAGAAGUGUGACCUUUGGGGUUUUCUUUUUCUCCUUUUCAAGAAGGAUAACCCAAACCUGCUAGCCAAUUUCGUCACUGACUCACAGCAGCACCUUUCAUUUGUCUGGAAACACAAAAUUUCCCCAUUCUCUCCUUUUUGGUUCUUUUGGUUGGUCGAAUAAUUAAAUUAACAUGAGACAGAUUAAGAGAAGAAAACAAAUUUAACUGAGUUAUAAGGGUCCCACAAUGACGUGAAAGGCCCAAUGACAUUCAGGCAAAAUGAGAUAAGAGGGGGGGCGGGGUAGAAGC
Talpa occidentalis (Iberian mole) is the source of this 2427-nucleotide messenger RNA. It is a transcript of the gene SAMD15, whose product is annotated as sterile alpha motif domain containing 15. Bases 134 to 2107 code for a protein of 657 amino acids. The transcript has 3 exons. NCBI's taxonomy places the organism in Eukaryota, Metazoa, Chordata, Mammalia, Eulipotyphla, Talpidae. Gene Ontology annotation, molecular function: protein binding. The record is from RefSeq and is a predicted model, not a curated record.